Messenger RNA from Saccharomycodes ludwigii, 1434 nucleotides. It is a transcript of the gene PAC1, whose product is annotated as Pac1p. Gene Ontology annotation, cellular component: microtubule associated complex; cytoplasmic microtubule; nuclear envelope. Lineage: Eukaryota; Fungi; Ascomycota; Saccharomycetes; Saccharomycodales; Saccharomycodaceae. Gene Ontology annotation, molecular function: microtubule plus-end binding; dynein complex binding. The transcript has a single exon. The record is from RefSeq and is a predicted model, not a curated record. Bases 1 to 1434 code for a protein of 477 amino acids. Gene Ontology annotation, biological process: nuclear migration; vesicle transport along microtubule; establishment of mitotic spindle orientation.
AUGGAUGAUUCAACUUCUACUAGUAUCAGCACCAGUAUUUCCAAAUUAUCUUCUUUAUUGUUAAGUAAGGAACAAAAGAAUUUAUUAAAUCUAUCAAUUAUACAAUAUUUAAUAAAUGUAGAGGAAAACAAAAAGAACAAAAACAAUGAUAACAAUACCCAAAUUAUCCAAGAUGUUUGUAAAUUGUUAGAUAUUGAAACUAAUAAAAUAGAUACUUUAAUUACCAAUAAUACGGCUCUAGGAGAUGAUUACUUAAUACGGAAAUGGUGUUCCAUAGUAAGACUACAAAAGAAAAUUAUAAAUUUGGAAAAACAAUUAUAUAAUAAUGGUACAAAUAAUACCCCAAACAUUAAUAAUAACAAUAAUAAAAUAUGGCUACCUUCAUCCCAAUUUCCAACUCAUCAAAUAGUAUUAGGUAAUAACAAUACUUCAAUUUCUAGUUUGAAAUUACAUCCUAAAGCACCACUUAUAUUCAUUGGGUGCGAAGACGGAUCAUUACAUUGCUAUAAUUUAAUUAAUACCUCCAUUCCAAUACUAUAUAUACCUAAUGCACAUAUGAAAGGUGUAACAAGUAUAGAUAUAUCCAUUAACGAUAAUGAUACUACAAGUCUAGCCACCGUUUCAAAAGAUUUAUUUCUUAAAACAUGGGAAUUUACUACUACUACUAAUGAUACACAAAAUAUGCCCACUUUAAAACCUAUUUGGCAAUUAAGUGGCCAUGAAAACAUAAUAUCUUGUGUCAAGUUCCAUAACAUUGGUGCUAGCAAUAAUGCCUCCAUUGUAUCCACAUGUUCCAGAGAUUCUACCAUAAGAUCUUAUGAUCUAGAUAAUGGCUGGUUAAUUAACCAAAACACUAAAGCCCAUUUAACAUGGUGUAGAUGUAUUGACGUAUACCUUCAUUUUAUAGUCUCUGGCUCCAACGAUUGUACCAUUAGCCUAUCUCACUGCUUAAUUAAUAGCGCGUUGCACUUUAAUAAUCUCAAGUUUCAUGAUUUACCUAUCACAGACAUUAAACUAUUCAAGCAUAAUUCAGUCUUUUAUAUUCUUUCAUGCUCAAGGGAUUGUACUAUUAAAUUAUGGGAAUUGCCUAUAAAUUUAGAAAAUUAUUCUAACACUACCACAGAUAUUAUUACCGAUUUGUUUAAUAAAAAUAUGGAAUUAAAGUUAAUUAAUACCUAUAAAGGCCAUUCCUCAUGGGUAAAACAAUUGGCAUAUCACAUUACUGUGUCUAAUACCAACCCCCCACAAGGAUUAAUUUAUAGUUGUAGCGAUGAUUCUACAAUUAAAGUCUGGGAUAUGCUUACGGGUGAUAUACUUUACAAUAAUACCUCCAAUUUCCAUAACAAAAAUUUUAUAAAUUGUUUGCAAGUCGAUUACCAUAGAAAAAUUAUAUGUAGUGGAGGAAUAGAUGGCAAAGUUAACAUAUUUAUAUAA